Messenger RNA from Python bivittatus (Burmese python), 1919 nucleotides. Its product is annotated as acyl-coenzyme A thioesterase 1-like. Gene Ontology annotation, biological process: acyl-CoA metabolic process; fatty acid metabolic process. Gene Ontology annotation, molecular function: fatty acyl-CoA hydrolase activity. The record is from RefSeq and is a predicted model, not a curated record. Lineage: Eukaryota; Metazoa; Chordata; Lepidosauria; Squamata; Pythonidae.
UGUAUGACUGGCAGCACUCAGAGAUAGUCCGUGGAUAGCCUUGGAGAGCACAUGGGCUGGACGAGACUUUCAGUACUGCACAAUCGGAAUUGGCCUGCGCGUAAUGAUAGCGCCACCAGCGGUGGGAUGGACUCUGAAUCCCCAAAUUAUCAGCUCCGCAGAACGGGACAGGAGGAGUCAGAGUCGAACGGAAGAAGCAAGACCAGGCUCGUCCCAAGCAGAAGGGGCCAAGGCUCCACCCGCUCCUCCUCUGCAGGGCGCAGACGUGCGGAGGCAGCUCUGAUUCGUUUAGUCUGAGAGUCGUGGUUGCAGCAGGUGUCCCCUUGCUUACGAGAGUAUGUUGCGACUGCUCUUGAGUCGCUGCUUGCGAAGAACUUCGAUCAUGAGUUUCGGGGGUGGCCCGAGCCAGCGGCCGCAGCGAGCGCUCUUUUCCGUUUCUGCGCCUCGUGGGGAGCCUCGCGUCAGCUUUUCUCCCCCCGACUGCAGCCUCUUCGAUGAGCCGCUGGCCAUCUCGGUGGAAGGCCUGCGGCCCCAGCGGGAAAUCGCCCUCCGCGCGUCGCUGGAAGACGAGAGCGGGCUGCUCUUCCAGUCCCGCGCCUUCUAUCGAGCGGACCGCGAGGGGCGCCUGGAUUUGCGCCGCUCGCCGGCGCUCGAGGGCGGGACCUUCUCGGGUUUGGAACCGAUGGGGCUGCUGUGGUCGUUACAGCCGCAAAAGCCCCUCAGACGCCUCGUCAAGCGCGACGUCGAGCGACCCUUUCGCCUGGAGCUGGAGGUGUUAGAAAGUCAGGGAGCGUCUCUGCCUGACCGCGUCCUGGCCAAGGGCUCCCAUGAGCGGAGAUUCCUGGGCGAAGGGGUGAAGAGAAUCCCGGUGCGGGAGGGGCGCAUCCGGGCCACGCUUUUCCAGCCUCCCGGUAAAGACCCCUUUCCAGGUAUCAUUCAGGUAUCUGGAACUGGAGGAGGGCUUCCUGAAAAUACAGCCUGUCUGAUGGCCAAUCAUGGCUUUGCUGUAUUAGCUUUGGCUUAUUAUGGGUAUGAAGAUCUUCCUAAAGAAGUGAAGGAAUUUCACCUGGAGUACUUUGAGGAAGCUGUCAAUUAUAUGCUAAAAAACCCAGUGGUUAAAGGUCCAGGAAUUGGGCUGUUGGGACACUCCAAAGGGGCUGACCUCUGUAUUUCCAUGGCCUCUUUUUUAAAGGGCAUCACGGCCACAGUCACAGUGAAUGGUUCUAUAGCCAACGUGGCUGCAACACUACGCUACAAGGAUAUCACCAUUCCACCUCUUGGCUUUGAUCCAAAUCGGGCCAAAAUUGAUCAGAAUGGGAUAGUUGACAUUAUUGAUAUCCUGAACAACCCACUUGAGGGUCCUGACCGCCAAAGCUUAAUUCCAUUAGAGAAGGCUGAGGGACGUUUUCUUUUUAUUGUGGGCAUGGAUGAUCAUAACUGGAAGAGUGAAUUCUUUGCCAGUGAAGCUGCCAAUCGUUUACAAGCUCAUGGAAAAGAGAAGCCUGGAAUCAUUUGCUAUCCUGGAACAGGUCAUUACAUUGAACCUCCUUAUACGCCAUUGUGCCCUGCUUCAUUCCACUUUUUGGUGGGCAGACCAGUGGUCUGGGGGGGGGAACCCAGAGCUCACGCAGCAGCGCAAGUCGAUGCUUGGAAGCAGAUUCAAAUCUUCUUUCACAAAACCCUCAAUGAUAGCAAGAACAAACUCUGAAUCUGAUGGUUAUGAGCUGUGUUUCAGGUGGAUGCAUGUAUGUUUACUAAGCAAAACGCUGGGGAUGGGAGAUAAAGCUGGGAACUGAUAUGAACUGGGGGCAAGAACAAGCAGACUGUCAGGCAAUGAAGCCCGUUUGAACUUUCUUUUUCUAAUCUUCAAAUAUUGUACCUGCGUUCUCUAUUCUGUAUUAAAGUCCUCAAGGCUGGGA